Messenger RNA from Abrus precatorius (Indian licorice), 936 nucleotides. Its product is annotated as OTU domain-containing protein DDB_G0284757. The transcript is spliced from 10 exons. The record is from RefSeq and is a predicted model, not a curated record. Gene Ontology annotation, molecular function: cysteine-type deubiquitinase activity. Gene Ontology annotation, biological process: protein deubiquitination. NCBI's taxonomy places the organism in Eukaryota, Viridiplantae, Streptophyta, Magnoliopsida, Fabales, Fabaceae. The coding region runs from base 208 to 888 and encodes 226 amino acids.
ACUCAAUUGUUUCCUCCUUCACUACAACUCCUUUCCUUUGCUUCUUCUAUUCUAACUCCCUCCAAGACUCUCAUUUGUUGUUUCUUCUCCGUUUCCUUUACCUUACAAAUCAACGCACGUGACUGGGCCAUUCGUAAAUCCAAAGCAAUUCAAGUUUUCCUUCCGCAUCGCUGCGAAAGCAAGGUGAUUUAUUGGUUUAGAGCGAGUAUGAGCGAGAAGCGGAGGAAUGGAAGUGGCAGCUCGAGCUCAAGUUUGAACAGCAUCUCUCAUGAUACAGAGGACGACCAAACUAUUGCUAGGAUAUUGGCUGAGGAUGAAAAUCUCAAAGCGGAGAACAAGCUUGGAAAACGACUUUCCCAUUUAGAUUCCAUUCCGCACACUCCCCGUGUUAAUGGAGAAAUUCCUGAUGUAAAUGAUGCAACGCUAGACCAUGAGAGGCUGUCUGAAAGGUUAGUUACAUAUAGUUUGGCAGAAUUACAGAUGGAGGGUGACGGGAAUUGCCAGUUUCGAGCUUUAGCAGAUCAGUUGUUCCGCAAUCCUGAUUACCACAAGCACGUAAGGAGGCAGGCUAUCAAGCAGCUAAAACAUCACAAAAAAUUGUAUGAAGGUUAUGUACCGAUGGAGUACAAAAGCUACUUGAAGAAGAUGAAAAAAUCAGGGGAGUGGGGAGAUCAUGUUACGCUACAAGCAGCUGCAGACCGUUUUGAUGCAAAAAUUUGUUUAGUCACCUCUUUCAGAGACACUUGCUAUAUCGAGAUCCUUCCAACGGACAAAACUCCCACCAGAGAAUUAUGGCUAAGCUUUUGGAGUGAAGUGCAUUAUAACUCAUUGUAUGCAAGCGGAGAUGUUCCUUCUAGAGUACCAAGAAAAAGGUAUUGGCUCUUCUAGACUGAUGGCAGAUUAUGGAAUCAUGCGAAGAACUGACUUAAAAUAGGU